Coturnix japonica (Japanese quail) is the source of this 2980-nucleotide messenger RNA. RefSeq names its product BUD13 spliceosome associated protein (gene BUD13). The record is from RefSeq and is a predicted model, not a curated record. Gene Ontology annotation, biological process: mRNA splicing, via spliceosome. Lineage: Eukaryota; Metazoa; Chordata; Aves; Galliformes; Phasianidae. Gene Ontology annotation, cellular component: RES complex; U2-type spliceosomal complex. Gene Ontology annotation, molecular function: RNA binding.
GCCCCGCCCACUCAUCCCCGCCAUUAACACCGGAAGUCCCGCCCGCCGCCUUUACCUCACAGCGCCGUUCCUCUGCCCUUCACUUCCGGUGUCGGUGUCAUGGCGGUGCAGGGUGUCUCCAAGGCUCAGUACCUGCAGCGUUACCUCAGCGGCCCUCCCGCCGAGCAGCCCCGCCGCCGCCGCAAGAAGAAGCCCCCGAGCUGCUCCGGCAGAGCCGGGAUGCGGAUCGUGGAUGACGAUGUGGGAUGGAGCAGCAUCGCCGCUGUGCCCGAGAAGGAGCAGGAGGAGGAUGAAGGCGACAUGCCCGUGGUGGCAGAGUUUAUUGAUGAGCGUCCAGAUGAAGUGAAGCUCAUGGAGGAGUUCCGAACAAACGCUAAAUGGAAGCUUUUAGGAGACCAGAAUGAAGAAUCACAAAGCUCAGAUAUUUCAGUCCCUGCCAAACCUACCACAAGGCAACGUCAUGACUCCCCAGACAACUCACCACCAAGGCGAGUACGGCACGACUCACCAGAUUUGUCCCCACUCAGACAAGAAAGAAAUGAUUCUCCCAGCCUCUUACCUUCCAAGCAAAGACAGCGUGACUCCCCCGACCUGUCACCUCCCAGGAGGAAACGCCACGACUCCCCAGACUUAUCACCCCCGAGGAGGAAACGUCAUGACUCUCCAGACUUAUCACCUCCCAGAAGGAAACGCCAUGACUCUCCAGACCUGUCACCCCCCAGAAAGAAACGCCAUGACUCUCCGGACUUAUCACCCCCUAGAAGGAAACGUCAUGACUCUCCAGACUUAUCACCCCCUAGAAGGAAACGCCAUGACUCUCCAGACCUGUCACCUCCCAGGAGGAAACGCCACGACUCUCCAGACUUGUCACCCCCCAGGAGGAAACGUCACGACUCUCCAGACUUAUCACCCCCUAGAAGGAAACGCCAUGACUCUCCAGACCUGUCACCUCCCAGGAGGAAACGCCAUGACUCCCCUGACCUGUCACCCCCCAGAAAGAAACGCCAUGACUCUCCAGACUUAUCACCCCCCAGAAGGAAACGCCAUGACUCUCCAGACCUGUCACCUCCCAGGAGGAAACGUCACGACUCCCCUGACCUGUCACCCCCUAGAAGGAAACGCCAUGACUCUCCGGACUUAUCACCCCCCAGAAGGAAACGUCACGACUCCCCCGACCUGUCACCCCCCAGAAGGAAACGUCACGACUCUCCGGAUCUCUCUCCUGUAAGAAGCAGUUCAGCAAUGGGAAAAAAAGAUGUUUCCUCGGUAAAAAAGAUGCGUCAUGACUCUGAUUCUCCACCUCCACGAAGAGGUGCCCAAAGUGCCUCUGAGGCAGACCUUUCUCCCCAGCGGAAGAAUCACAGGGCUCUGCCUUCUGGAAAGGGUCAGCGUGGUUCAAGGAGUCCCUCCAAUCUCUCAGAUCAUCGCUACCCAGAUGAGAAGGGAUCUCCCAAGAAGGCCAAGAUGAUGUCUGGGGUCAAAGCUGGUUUGGUGUCAGCUGACGUGCUGCGGAAAGAGCAGCAGGAGCUCAGGAAGCAGGAGAGAAGUAGCAAGCACUUGGAAGAGGAAUCCCGACACACGGAAACCAUCUUCCGCGACAAGUCAGGCCGCAAGAGGGACCUUGUGCAGGAACGUCUUGAGCAGAAGCAGAAAGAUGAAGCAAAGUUGUUGCAUGAUGAGCAAUAUGCCAGAUGGGGAAAGGGAUUAGCACAGGAAAGGCAGCAGCAGCAGAAUGUGGAAGAUGCAAUAAAAGAAAUGCAGAAACCAUUGGCCCGUUACAUUGACGAUGAAGAUCUGGAUCGAAUGCUGAGAGAACAAGAGAGAGAAGGAGACCCCAUGGCUGAGUUCAUCAAAAAAAGAAAAGCCAAAGAGAACAAGGAGAAGAAAGAGAAACCUAGGUACAGUGGACCAGCACCUCCUCUCAACAGAUUUAAUAUAUGGCCUGGGUAUCGCUGGGAUGGGGUGGACAGGUCCAACGGAUUUGAGCAGCAGUUCUUUGCCAGGAUGGCCAAUAAGAAGGCAGUUCAGGAGCUGGCAUACAAGUGGAGCAUUGAAGACAUGUAGAUAGAAGAAAUAACCAUGUGAAACAGCACGACUGAAUUGAGAUCUGCCUGCUACCACUGCCAGAGCCAAAAGUAACGGCUCCUCUGCCUGGACCAAGCACUGUUCUUGGCAUUCAGUAUCCCAGUGGAUUGUCUUCUUGGAAGCAAGGCUGUGUUUAGAGGAGAGCUGCUGGAAAAGGAUUUUCCUGCCAGCCAGAAAGGACCAGUGCCAAAAACUGGAGUGGCUGCUGCCCACAGAGGAACACUUCUGCUCCCUGGUGUUCCUUCAUGAGGUGCUGCAGACACUGGUGUCUGACCCACUUAUUUCUUUACUAAUAAACUGUAGAAACUGUGUUGAAAUGUUCUAUGCCAAAUGCUUUGUCCUCUGAAGGCAGUUGACAGGUCUUCAGAUGUCCUAAAUCUCAGGUUUAUUUCAUGGUGGAAGCAUGCUGGGAUUUAAGUCAUGGAGGGUUAAUCCUAUCUGGUGUGUUGGCCUAUUGCAGCACACGGUUGUGGUUUCAGCUAUGGCUGAGUUCUUCCAGAGGGUGUUUUUUGCUCUGAAACAACUUAAUACUGUGAGCUGAUUUACCUGUGGGCUCAUGUUAUGUCUGCCCCAUGUUCUCCAUGUCCUUGCUAAUGAGCCCAGAGAGCUUCUGCUUGUUCAAUGUUGUGUAACUCUUAACCCUUCUGGUUCCUGGAGUCUUUGGCUUGCAGUGAAGUUAGCACAGCAGAGCUUCCUGUAGCCCUUAUGGGAGCUGUGCCAGGUGGGUCAGUAUGUGGCAAGAAGCUGCUUGCUGUACAUAUAACUCUAGUUCUCUACUAGAAAUGGCUGAAUGAACAACACGCCAUGUUAUAUUUGACAGCAAAGUCUUCAGAAGCUCCAGCAGCUCCUUGGGGGUCAAUUUCUUGUGGCAAUAAACACGCAGAGGCCAUUUAAA